CAGCAGGCAGCUCGGGAGCAAACCAUCCGCGAUGGAUCUUUACUUCAGAGGCACCACGUGGAUGAUGCUCGUGCUCUUUAUGAUCCCAGACUUUACCCACAGCAGUUCUUGCCCCAGCAGCUGCCGAUGCAACUCUCAAGGCGCUGCCAUGUGUACUGGCUCCACCAUCACUGAUAUACCGCCUCUGCCUCUCCACACGUACCUGCUGCAGCUCAGUGUUACAAACAUGAAUGUCCUAAAUGAGCGAAGUUUAGCAAAUCUGGACCUCCUGCUGCGUUUCAGUCUCAUAAAGAGUCAUCUACACACCGUCCAUCCUCAGGCUUUCCUCGUAGCUCCCCAGCUCAAGUCUGUCAAGCUGUCAUCUAACGAUCUGUCGACCCUUCCUCCUCGAGUGUUCAGUCCACUCGCUGCUCUUGAGCAGCUGCAUCUCGAUGGGAACCAGUUUGAGAACAUUCAUCCAGAUAUGUUUGAAGGACUGGGCGGGUUGCAGGAUCUGGACCUAAGCCGCAACAAACUCAGGAGUCUUGAUUCAGACAUAUUUGAAGGACUGACCAACCUCACCUUUCUGAAUCUAGGCAGGAACUUCAUAAAGAAGCUUCCUCCUACCAUCUUUCACUCCUUGACUAAACUUCAGCAGCUUAUACUCUAUUACAACGAACUAGAAUUUCUAGAAACUGGCAUCUUUGACGAACUCAUCAACCUCGUGGAGCUAAAACUCCAUCAAAACCAGAUUGCCAGCCUUCCACCUAAAGUCUUCUGGCCUCUGGGGAACCUGAAAAACCUGACAUUAUCCGCCAACCAACUUCAGGCCAUCCCAGAAAAGAGCUUCUACCACAUGCCAAAGUUGGUCAAACUCACCAUUUACAAGAAUCCACUAUUAUCUCUACCAGAUGAGCUGAUGGGUCACAUGCCCGACAUGACAGAGUUUUAUCUAUAUGCCACCAACCUCAUCACGGUUCCUGGAAAUUUGUUCGCUAACAUGUCUGGGCUGCUUAUGCUGAACUUCCAUUUAAAUGAAAAUCUGAGGGACCUUCCACCAGAUGUUUUCUGCUGUCUUCCAAACCUUCAGAAGCUCUCGCUCAAAUCCAACAACCUCCAUUAUCUUCAUCCCCAGCUAUUCUCCAAACUAACCACCCUGAACAAACUUCACCUCAAUGACAAUAAGUUGUAUGGCCUACCAGAAGGUAUCUUUAAGGGUCUAGGAGACAUUCUUGAAAUUUUAUUGAACAAUAACAACCUCAGCAGUCUUCCAGGAGAUAUUUUCGUGUCUCUUCCAGCUUUGAUUAAUCUGACUCUGAGUGGAAACCCCUGGGAUUGUAAUUGUGCUAUCAGAGGCAUUGCAGGAUGGAUGAGACACAAUAAGCAUGUGCUUUGGGACAGAGAUGACGUGAUGUGUCACGCUCCAGUCUACCAGCUGCUGCGUACCGUUGGCUCGCUGCAUGAUGAAGAGUUCAGCUUUUGCAGUGCUACAACAGCCAAGAGUUUUCCUCUACAAGAUUUGAACCGGUCACCAACACAACCACUCCACAUGUUGUCAACCUCUGGACAAACAUCAGCUUUAACUUCCAUAACCACCCCCCCCACAACGGCUACUCAAUCCAAGGAAGCGGCGAUCCAAACCACUCGAGGAGCUACCCAAGAAGUCCCUGACAAAAUAACCACUCAGACUGUAAAAGCAACCACAUCAGAUCAUACAACACUCUCAGCAUCACUUUCCACUGAACUUAUUGGUAAAUUUGCUCGGGACAUGUCACCUCCUUUUUAUGGCAUAUUGGUGAUAGAGCCGGGGCCUGAGUUUGUCCACCAUAACCAUCAGAAAGGCUGGGUGUGCGUGUGGUUUCUGCCCUCAAACACGGCUUUGGCUGGCUUCCUCAUGUUCUCUCACAUCCUUCUACUAGCUGCAGGGCUGUCGCUUAUUCUUGCUACCAUGUAUGGCAUGCAUCGCCUCCACAAGGCCAUGUAUAAGCUAAAGGCUGAGUGUGCUCGUCACGAGGCUUGGCAUGUAACCAAUCAACAUAUAUGUUUCUUCUAUUUUAGGGCAAUAAUGGAGCUGCCAAUGACACUUCCUGUACUGCUACUUCUCAUGGCCCUCAGUGUUGUCUGGGCGUGUCCGGAUGGAUGCCAAUGUAGAGGAAGCACAGUCCAAUGCAUUGGCCUGUCAAACUUCCCCAUGCCGCUGCCGGCAUCUGCCACCAAACUCUAUUUUUCAAAAUGCAGUUUUAACUCUCUGGAGCCAGAACACAUGACGAAUUCAUUGGAUUUGUUGAUAAUUAAAGAAUCUCUUUUGAGGGAAGUGCGCCCUGGCACGUUUAAUUCAACCCCACAUAUCGGGUCCUUAACGUUAACUGGUACCCAACUGCAGGAUCUGCCAGAAGCCUUGUUGAAAAAUCUGCAGAAACUCGAGACUCUGAUACUAAGCAUCAACAAGCUCUUAGUACUUCGCCCUCAGUGGUUUUCCCUGUUGACCGAGCUUAGAAGACUUGACCUUAGUAGGAACCUUUUCACUGCAGUACCUGUGGAAACUUUUCAUCCACUGAAACAGUUGAGCUACCUUUCCCUUUCUGGUAACAAAGUCAGCCAGCUAUCUAGAGAAACCUUUAAGGGGCUUUCUCAGAUCAUAACUUUACGCCUUAAUAAAAACAUGCUACAGGAGCUUCAAGCUGGUACUUUGGAUGACCUUGUAAACCUGGGAGAGCUGUCACUACAAGACAAUCAAAUCACUCACCUCAACCGUGACCUGUUCUCCAAGACUCCAAAACUCCAGAAGCUGUUUCUCUCCAACAACAAGAUCACGUCUCUCCCAGAAGGGAUCUUCCUAAACUUGCCAAAUCUUUCCCAGAUCUCCCUGUAUGAAAACCAGCUGGAGACUCUGGGGCCAAGGGUGUUUGGGCCCAUGGCCCUUCAGGAGUUGUGGCUGUAUGACAACAAGCUGAGUCGUGUGGAAGAUGACACGUUCAGGAACCUGACUCAGUUGCGCCUCCUGGUCCUCAGUCGUAACCGGAUUAGUUAUGUAUCCACCAGUGCAUUCAGAGGAUUGGAGCAGCUGGGAGAGGUAUCCCUGCACACCAAUCGGAUCACGACCCUGCAAGCUGGGACUUUCCAGGUGCUACCAAGACUGGUCAACAUUUCUCUGGAACACAACUUCAUCAAGUCCCUCCCACGUGGUUUCCUCCAGGGUCUGACCCACCUGGGACAGGUAGACCUGCGAAACAAUUCCCUCCCUAACCUACCACAGGAGAGUUUAGACACCCUUACUGCAUCACAGGAAGUACUCCUCCAGCAAAAACCCUGGAGGUGUGACAAGGAUAUUCUGCCACUUAGGGACUGGUUGAAGCAGCACCCAUCAAAGACCAACCAAAGCCUUGUGGUCUGUGACACUCCUUCCAGUCUGAAUGGCGAGAUGAUUGCUUUGCUGGCAGAUGAGAACCUGGUAUCUCUCAGCUCUACUCAGGAGCCCGUGCUGACCUCAACAGAGAAGAGGAGGCGGCCACAUACACCCCCAGCCAAAAGAAGCACCCCCUCACCUGCUGUCAAGACGACCCCCACCUCAGAGUAUGAAAGGGUAACCAGGAGUGGACAAGGGGAUACUGGAAGCAUUUCUCGUGAUAUUUCAAUCACGCUAAUUGUCAUCGCAGUAGUGUGCACUGUCAUCAUCAGCACUGUAAUUAUCAGCUGCAUUUGCUGGAGGAGAAAUAAGAGUGGCACGGGGAAUAUAGGCCGCAGUACGAACUCUGUGCUCCGCAUUACAACAAUACCAAAAGGAGCCUUUGCUGAAAACCCACAGCUUGAAAAGGUGGAGUUCAUAAACAGUAACAUAUCAUCCAUCGAGCUGGGAGCGUUCGAGGGACUGAAGAACCUGAAAAAUAUUGAGGUCUCCGGCAGCAAAUUAACGUCACUCCCACUUGAUAAAGGUUUGUUUGAAGGCCUUAAAAAACUAAGACACCUCCCGUUGCAUUCGAAUGAGAUUAUGUUGAUUGAAGAUGAGACAUUUGACGGUCUUGACAACCUUUUAAUGCUCCAUUUGGGUAAAAACAAUCUCUCUGCUGUGUCAACUCACUGGUUCUCCAACCUAAACAAACUGGAGACACUCCGACUUUAUGAGAACCAGCUGACCACCGUCCCUGAAGACUUGUUUCAGAAUUUACCAAACUUAAAGGAAAUUGGUUUGCAAGGAAACCAGAUAGAAGAAUUGCCUCCCAAUCUGUUUCCUCAUAAAAACAAACUGACUAAACUGUUUCUGGACAAUAAUCUUCUAACUACUUUUCCUGAGGGGUAUUUUGUCGGCUUCCCUCAGCUUAAAACACUGACCUUGAAGAAUAACAGGCUGAAAAGUUUGCCACCAGUGCUGUUUGGAGAAAUGCCCAAACUGACUGAAUUAAGCCUCCAGCAAAACAAUCUCUCCAGUCUCCCUAAAGGAGUUUUUGGCCCUCUGAAGAAAAUCAGGAAGCUGGACCUGUCGAAGAAUAAAUUCGUCACCUUGUCGCCUGAAUACUUUGAAGGCCCAGAGAAGCUCACAGACCUGAAUCUGCAGAACAACAUGAUGGAGUCACUGGAUAAGGCUCUGUUUGAAAAGCUACAAUCACUAGCCACUCUCAAGCUGGCUCACAACAACCUGCAGACGCUUCCUGGAGAUAUUUUUAAGCCAUUAGGAAAACUCCGGAAGCUUGACCUCAGUAACAACCCGUGGCUCUGCGACUGUAAUCUGAAAGACUUCCACAGCUGGAUAACCGGGAAUGCUGCGAAGCUCACGUCUCCGCCCCUCUGUGAGUGUCCCGAAGGUUUGAAAGGGACGGAAAUGCUCUCACUAACACAGGACCAGCUUAUCUGCCCAACACCUCCACCCACGACUACACCCACAACUACACCCACAACUACACCCACAACUACACCCACGACAACAACAACACCCACGACUACAACUACACCCACGACAACAACUACACCCACAACUACCACAACUACACCCACAACUACCACAACUACACCCACGACAACAACUACACCCACGACAACACUUCCACCCACGACUACCACAACUACACCCACGACAACACCUCCACCCACGACAACAACUACACCCAUGACUACCACAACACCUCCACCCACGACAACAACUACACCCACAAUUACCACAACACCUCCACCCAUGACAACAACUACACCCACAACUACCACAACUACACCCAUGACAACAACUACACCCACAACUACAACUACACCCACGACAACACUUCCACCCACAACUAUCACGAGCACGACUACACCCACGACCACCCCAACCACAACGACCACCCCAACCACAACUACACCCACG
Molecule: messenger RNA, 5314 nt
Organism: Neolamprologus brichardi
Lineage: Eukaryota; Metazoa; Chordata; Actinopteri; Cichliformes; Cichlidae
Source: RefSeq, a predicted model, not a curated record